This is a messenger RNA of Daktulosphaira vitifoliae (grape phylloxera), 1530 nucleotides long. RefSeq lists its product as uncharacterized. NCBI's taxonomy places the organism in Eukaryota, Metazoa, Arthropoda, Insecta, Hemiptera, Phylloxeridae. The record is from RefSeq and is a predicted model, not a curated record. The transcript has 9 exons. Bases 76 to 1326 code for a protein of 416 amino acids.
UUUAAUAAAAGUAAUAUAGUCAUUAUAAACAUAUUUUUUCAACAAAUCAAGCACUCUGUUAUUAUCAGUAAAAAAAUGAAAUUUAUCAUAUUAAAUUUAGUCGGAACAUUUUUAAUUUUGAGGUCAGUUGCAGAUAAAGAAGUAAUAUCGAAAGAAGGUAUACAAGAGGAUGUAACUACGUUUAUGAAUUCUUUGGACAGUAUAGGAAUUCACGAUUUUGAAUUGAGAUCUGUAUUAAAAAAUGAUUAUAAGACUAAAAUCGAGGAUGAGCUCUUCACACUUGGAUCACAAUUUUUGAAUAAAGAAAAAAAAUUGGAUAAAGUAGUUAAUGAAAUGACAAAUUUUAUUCUCGUAAAAUUGGCUAAUUUGUAUGACUGGUAUAAAGAAGGCAAGCCUCUUUAUGAAAAAGUAAAAGAAUGUUCAACGACAUUUUUUACAAGUAUUAAAACGAAAUUUAAACCAAGUUCAGAACCAAAAAUUUUGAGGUCAGUUGCAGAUAAAGAAGUAAUAUCGAAAGAAGGUAUACAAGAGGAUAAAACUACGUUUAUGAAUUCUUUAGACAGUAUAGGGAUUACCGAUAAUGAAUUCAGACAUGCAUUAGGGAAUCAAUAUCAGACUAAAAUCGAGGAUGAGCUCUUCACACUUGGAUCACAAUUUUUGAAUAAAGAAAAAAAAUUGGAUAAAGUAGCUAAUGAAAUGACAAAUUUUAUUCUCGUAAAAUUGGCUAAUUUGUAUGACUGGUAUAAAGAAGGCAAAGAUUAUCAUAAAGAUGUAAUACAAUUUUCAACGACAUUUUUUACAAGUAUUAAAACGAAAUUUAAACCAAGUUCAGAACCAAAAAUUUUGAGGUCAGUUGCAGAUAAAGAAGAAAUAUCGAAAGAAGGUAUAUUAGAGGAAAAAAAUAAGUUUAUGAAAUCUUUAGAAAGUAUAGAAAUUACCGAUAAUGAAUUGAGAUCUGUAUUAGAAAAUGAUUAUCAGACUAAAAUCGAGAAUGAGCUCCUCACACUUGGAUCACAACUUUUGAAAGGAGAUAAAAAAAUGGAUGAUGUAGUUACUCAAAUGACAAAUUUUAUUCUCAAAGAUUUGGCUAUAUUGUAUGUCUGGUAUAAUGUAGGCCAGCCUUUUUAUAACAAUGUAAAAGAAUUUUCAACGAAAUUUUUUUCAAGUUUUGAGACAAAAUUUAAACCAAGUUCAAAACCAAAAAAAAUAUCGUUUAGCAGAAUGUUGAAAAGUCUAUCUUUUAAAGGAGAGAGUUCUAGAAGUGCCCCCGAUACAACAUCUACAACAGAAGAAAAUUGGCCAAUCUUCCGUAGUAAUGAGGAUUGAAGUAUACUAUCGUAAAAUGUACAAUUGUGUGGCAACUGAACAUCUUAUAAAAAAUUAAUGAUUAUUACUUGUGUACAAACAAAUAUUUACUUUAUCUAUCUAAAAUAUACACUAUUUAUAAUAAAUGUAUAUAUGUUUCAACUUAAUCAUUGUAAACUAUGGAUCUUAUUUUAAAAUAAUAAUUUUGUAUGCUUAAUUAAAUAU